Molecule: messenger RNA, 620 nt
Organism: Paramecium pentaurelia
Lineage: Eukaryota; Ciliophora; Oligohymenophorea; Peniculida; Parameciidae
Source: the annotation of a GenBank genome assembly
AUGAUAAGAAAAUCAAGUUAAUUACUUCCUUAAAAUAAUGAUCUAAUUUAAGAAUAACAACAAUAUUAAUCAAAUGAUAAAUAAUUAGAAUGUGAAACUAUAUUCAUACCAGCUAAUUAAAAGCUUAAUACUGAUAUAGAUACAUCAUAAUAUCAGCCAUCCUCAUAAGAAAUAAGCAAAUCUACACAUAAUUUCAUUUAAAAUAAUAGCUUUUAAUAACCAUAAUUAAAUAAUAUGUCUACAAUUAGUAAUCCUAUUAAUAAUUCAUAACAUUAUUCAUCUUAAAAUUAGAAUAUCAAUUCUAUAAUAAAUCAUUCAAGAUUAACAAUAAGUUAAUUAACAUAAAGAGAUAGAUCUAUAUCUAAUGAAAAAUAGAGUGAAGAAUUAUUAGCUAAAGUUGAUGAACUUAAAGAUGAAAUUAAAGGAUUAUAAUAAAAAUUAAAAAAAGUAAUUAUUAUUUUUAUUUUUAUAGCCUGUUCAAACUAAUUUAUAAUUAAAAUUACCACAUAGAACAGCUAUGUUAAUGUAAAUAUCAUCAAAAAAGUAAUUAUUAUAUAAUAUUCUUUAGUUAAAUUUAAGUAUAAAAACAAGAAGAUCCAAAAUCAUCCCAAAGAAACUGA